AUGCUAAAGACACUUGCAAAACUUGUGGGCUUUUCCGAGAUUUAUUAUUACAAACUCCUACAAUUCUUUCAAACCGGGUUUUUUCAGCUUCAUUUAUCUGAGAUUCGCCAUACGGGUGUAUUUGGCGGCGCUAUGGGGUCUGGAACGAUGGGAUCAGUCCAAAUUGGGCUCAUGGUAGAGCCUCUCACCGCUAUAGAGGGACGGGCAGCUGCUGAGGGAACUCAGGCUACUCAGCAGAUCAGUUUCCUGAGCAACGCUUUUGUGUUGCGUUUAUGUGAAAUUUCAGUCUACUUUGGCGGAAUUUGCCGAAACCAUGUUACGAAAUUUAGUAAACCAUGCAGAAUCGUACACAACCAGAUUAGUCAGACCAGAUGGCCAAGUUUCGGCUUUCAAAAUGUUAACAUUCUAGGAUAUGCUGAUUUCAUACCAGUUUCUGCGCUUCAGGAAUGGUACAACAACUUUCGUCGUCGAUUCGAACAAAAUCCAUAUUUUUGGAGAUCUCUUCGUACCGUGUAG
Molecule: messenger RNA, 516 nt
Organism: Strongylus vulgaris
Lineage: Eukaryota; Metazoa; Nematoda; Chromadorea; Rhabditida; Strongylidae
Source: the annotation of a GenBank genome assembly